Messenger RNA from Naegleria fowleri, 1032 nucleotides. RefSeq lists its product as uncharacterized. NCBI's taxonomy places the organism in Eukaryota, Heterolobosea, Eutetramitea, Acrasida, Naegleriidae. The transcript has a single exon. The record is from RefSeq and is a predicted model, not a curated record. The coding region runs from base 1 to 1032 and encodes 343 amino acids.
AUGCGUAGUCCUCACCUUUCACAAGGUUACAAAGGAAAGGAAAAGGAUACGAGAGAAAAAUUCAUUCCAAAUCCUUUCCUCACCACAGGAUACAUUGACAGAAUGUACAGAACGGGUGACUUGGGAAGAUAUCUCAUUAGUGGAGACGCUGAAUGCAGUGGAAGAGCCGAUGAUCAGAUUAAAAUCAGAGGUUUCAGAAUUGAAUUGGGAGAAAUUAACACUGCUCUCAAUAGCCAUGAAUUGGUCAAGGAAUCAGUGACCAUUGUGAGAGAAGAUUGUGUUCCUGGAACCAAUGAAAAACGUAUUGUCACCUACUUUGUUUUGGAUAAAGUAGAAAUUGAAAAGAGUACCAUUUAUGGAAACUAUUUUACCAUGGAAAGUGGUUUGAGAGCGAGUAUCAUCAAGACCAUCAUUAAAGACUUGAGACAAUAUUUGAGAAGCAAACUUCCAGAUUACAUGAUUCCAUCUUACUUUGUUCCAUUAGACAAGAUUCCAUUAACACCAAACGGAAAGAUUAAGAAACAAGAUUUACCAAGACCUGAAACGAGUGCUUCUACUUCCACCGAUCAACGACAAGACGAAGAAACCUAUGUAGCUCCAAGAAAUGACCUCGAACAACAAUUAGUGACCAUUUGGGGUGAAAUUUUACAAGGAAGUUCUGGUCAAGGAAUUGGUAUUCAUGACAAUUUCUUUGAUCUCGGUGGUCACUCCAUCAAUGCCACAACACUCACUUUAAAGAUUAGACAACAAGUGGAAGGAGCUUCUAAAUUACCGGUCGAAUUGUUAUUUAAGGCACCAACAGUGAGCGCCCUCGCUGUGGCCAUCGAACAAUUAAGAAGUGGCAAAGGAGUGAGUAAGACACACGUGACCGAUGUCUCUUCUGAUUGUCACUUGGAGGCCUCUAUUCGUCCACACCAUCAACUUAACUUUAAUGAUUUUAUUUCCCUAUCUAAAACUUGGCAAAAUCCAAAGGAUAUUCUCAUCACGGGUUGCACUGGAUUUUUAGGAACCUUUUAUUGGCUGACUUUUUAA